GUUUCGUUACGAAUUGUAGAAAAUUAACUCGAUAAUAUCAAAAGCUGACAGAAUCCGAAACUGUGAAGGCGCGUUUCGAGACGAGAGCAUCUAAAUAAUCGUGUAAAUAAUUCGAUAAAUGUGGGGUGUUGGUUUUAUUUUUUCCGCCGAAGUUUCACGUACCUAUAAUCGAUUUUACUGCUACACAAACCUUUAUCUAUCCAGUAUGUAGUAAACAUGGACAAUGACAAAUUCUAGGUACGCAGCGAUUGUAUGCAUUUUUUUGGCAAUACUCCACAGGGAAGCUGAUUCGCAAGACAUUCUAGAUGACGAGAGAAACGGCUGCAGGUGGCACGGAGGCUCCAUUUCGGGCUUGGUAUGCGAUUGUCGCGGCGAUGCAGAGGUGACAUUAAAUUCGAACACAAUCAGCUACCCAUCGACUACAGAAAUCGUAAUGAAAGGAUGCCGUGCAGUUAAAAUCGAAGCAAACACGAUAGCAGGACUCAGAAACCUUCGACUCGUGUCGCUUAGCGAUAUCCAACAAAUUCGCUUCGACAGCGACAGCAUAAAUUGGUACGGGUAUCGAGAUAGCGUAUCCCAAGUCGUAGAAGAAGAGAGAUUCGACGUUACUAUUCCUUCGUUGAAAUUGCUCGUUCGCAACAGCAACGUAUCGGAGAUUGCCAGCCACGCGUUCGCGGGAAGAAUCGGAGAGAUAAUCCUCGACGGUGUAGUCGUUAACAAAAUAUCACCGUUGGCUUUCGUGAAUUUGCUCCAAACCGAAAAAAUUUCGAUCAGAAACUCGGCGCUUCUGGACGUGGGAGUGCAAGCGUUUAAAAAAUUCGCGACGGAGCAAUUCGAAUUGGUUAAUGUGACGGCCGAUCUCGUGCCGAGCAGGGCGAUUUCCAAUAUAACCGUUUACCAAAGCGUAGUAAUAGAUAAUUGCGAUUUCAACGCGAUCCGAUCGGGUGGCUUCACCAUCUACAAUCCGAGCAGGUUUCGGCUGACGAACAGCCGCGUCGGAAAUUUAAACGGAGAGGGUUUCAAAAUCAUCAGCAGGGGAAUCGUUUCGAUUCGAAAUAACACUUUCGUGAACGUCGACGACGGCGGAUUCGCGGGCAUAACGUUACAAAAGGACGUGAUUACCUACAAACUUACGUUCGAUUCGAACAGGAUUCGAAAUAUGCACCCCACGUCUUUAAGCACGUCCGAGCCCUAUUUCCAAUUCACCAAUAUCAUACUCGAUGAAGCUUGCGAUUGCACCGCUGUGGAUGACAAAAUUCGCGAAAGCUCGUAUUACAAGGAAAUUAAAUGCACCUACGAAAACGAGCUGACGCCAUUGGACGUGUUCAAGACUAAAAUGUGUUCAGUCGUUAAUCAAUAUUAUAUUGUAAUCAUAAUCGCGAGCGUCGUUGCGAUUCUAAUAGCGGCAAUUUUAUUGGGAUUGUACAUGUAUUAUCGAAACGUUUACAAACGGCAAAAAUACGGGGACAAAAAGGCCGGUAAAAACGGUAAUAUGAGUCUAAUUGUGCCGGACGGUAGAACGUACAGGGAAACCGAGCUGCACGUUAUCGUAGAACGCGCCGAUCUCCUUACAACCGACUUGUAAUUUAUGAUAUUUAUUAAAAUGCCAUUCGACAAAC
Molecule: messenger RNA, 1619 nt
Organism: Phyllotreta striolata
Lineage: Eukaryota; Metazoa; Arthropoda; Insecta; Coleoptera; Chrysomelidae
Source: the annotation of a GenBank genome assembly